Messenger RNA from Pedinophyceae sp. YPF-701, 1098 nucleotides. Lineage: Eukaryota; Viridiplantae; Chlorophyta; Pedinophyceae. The record is from the annotation of a GenBank genome assembly.
AUGACCUCCGGAGACCGCCCGGCGCCCGUGGCCGCGAAGCUAGGCGCCGCUGCGUACUACGGCCUGUCCUCCAUGCUCGUGCAGUCGGCCACGAAGGCGCUGUUCACGUCCUACGGCUUCCCGAGUCACGUGGCAAUGGCGGCGGCGCAAAUGGCCUUCACAGCGACGGUCAUGUACCUGGUCGUGCGGCCGCCGCUGAGCCUCGAGAUCGCGCGCGAGGCGCUCCCCGUGUCGGCGGUCUACACGGUGAACAUCCUGUCAGGUCUGGUGGGUACGGGGGGACUCAGCGUGCCGAUGUUCAUCGCGCUGCGGCGCUUCACGGUCGUGGUGUCGCUCGUGCUGGAGUACUUCGUGUACAAGAAGACGCGCAGCCGGGCGUCGAUGGCCGCGGUGCUGCUCAUGGUCGCGGGCUCGCUGUACGCUGCGCUCACCGACCUGACCUUCGACGCGUUCGGGUACGCCGCGGUGAUGGUCAACAACGUGUGCUCGAGCUCCUUCAUGUUCAUGGUCAAGUACAAUGCCGCGUCGAAGAAACUCGGAACGAACGGGUUGCUGUUCUACAACAGCCUCAUGGGCGGCGUGAGCAUGCUGACGCUGCUCUUCCUCAACGGCGACCUGGAGCGCCUGCGCGUCUUCCCGAACUUCUCCGGCGCGCUCUUCGCCCUCACGUUCCUCUGCGCGAACGUCAUGGGCCUCCUCGUCAACCACUCGCUCCUGGUGUGCACGAAAGUGAACGACCCGAUCGCCACCUCGGUCGUCGGGUCGUUCAAGAACAUGAUCAUGACCAUCAUCGGCGCGUUCGCGUUCGGGGAUUUCGUGUACUCGGCCUACAACGUCAUAGGGCUGUCGGUGUCGAUGUGUGGUGCCAUCUGGUAUGCCACGCUCGGAGCGCUCUCGAAGGCGAAGGCGGAUCAGGGCAAGCGGGAGGAGGGCGGCGGAGGGCAGGAGAUGGUUGCGCGGCCGCAGAGGGACGAGGAGGCCGGCGUGGGCGGCGAGCGGGACGCCCUGCUGUCAGGACGAGACACCUCGGCGGGGGGAGAGAAGCUGACGACGGGCGCGCAUCGGGGGAACAAAGGCACGGGCGGCGCGUCGAGCUAG